AUACGAUUUGCAGGGGAAGGAGGGGUAUGAGUUGAUGCUAGUCCCAUCAUUAAUGACAUUCUUGCAGGGAUUGUACUGGUGGGAGUAAAAACCCCAAAGCUUUUAUAUAAUAAUGAGCAUGUGUCUGCACGUGAGCUACUCCUUUAAGAAGCCUUGGGCUAGUGGAAGAAGAGGGAUCCAGGGAAAAGGCAGCCCCACAGCUAUAACAGAGGGCAGAGGUUAAAUCUAUUGGCAUUUUUAUCUCAAGUAUGGUCACUGCAUACCCUCUCCCUGAAGGCUUCACUGAACUAGAAGUGUUUGCCAUCGGCACUGCCCUACUGGUAGAAGCCCUGCUUGGUUUCUGUCUGAAUGGGUUGACAAUUAUUUCAUUCCGAAAAAUCAAAGAGCUCCGAACACCCAGCAAUCUGCUGGUUCUCAGCAUUGCACUGGCUGACUGCGGGAUCUGCAUCAAUGCAUUCAUCGCUGCCUUUUCCAGCUUCCUAAGGUACUGGCCUUACGGCUCUGACGGCUGUCAAAUUCAUGGAUUCCAGGGCUUCUUGACAGCACUAGCCAGUAUUAGCUCCAGUGCUGCAGUCGCCUGGGACCGGUAUCAUCAUUACUGUACAAGAAGCAAGCUGCAGUGGAGCACAGCCAUCUCCAUGAUGGUGUUCGCCUGGCUCUUUGCUGCCUUCUGGUCCAUCAUGCCCUUGCUGGGGUGGGGGGAGUAUGACUACGAGCCCCUCCGGACCUGCUGCACGCUGGACUACAGCAAAGGGGACAGAAACUAUAUCACAUUCCUUUUUGCUCUGUCCAUUUUCAAUUUCAUAAUCCCGGGCUUCAUCAUGCUGACAGCCUAUCAGUCCAUUCACCAGAAGUUCAAGAAAACUGGUCACUAUAAGUUUAACACCGGUUUACCAUUGAAGACGCUGGUCAUUUGCUGGGGUCCCUAUUGCCUUUUAUGCUUCUAUGCAGCAGUUGAAAACGUGAUGUUCAUUUCACCAAAAUACCGAAUGAUUCCUGCCGUUAUUGCCAAGACGGUGCCAAUGGUGGACGCCUUUGUAUAUGCCCUGGGCAAUGAGAACUACAGAGGAGGAAUAUGGCAGUUCCUCACAGGACAGAAGAUUGAGAAAGCAGAGGUUGAUAACAAAACUAAAUAAUCCAUUACGGCAUUAAGCCAAGUUAACGCAGUUACAUCGCUGAAAGCAAAAUGGUAGAGGAAACCGUGUGCGUUCUGAUAUGUACAUGCCAAGGUGGUUCCACAUUGGAAAUGCCGUGCAUUGGCUACAGCAAUGGAAGAAAGCCCCAUGGAUAACUGCCGAAACCAUCACGAGCUGCUUGUCAAACAAGCUGCCUUAAGCCUGUGUUGGUUGUCAUCGGUCUCAUUUUGUAUGUCACUGCAAAUAAACUGUAUGCUGGAAAGCACUUUUUUUUUCCCUGAUAGAACAGCAUAAGAGCUCAGCAAAUUAACUGAAGUAGGAUAUUCAUUUAUCCAGUGAGGCCUCCCCAAAUCAGUCUGUGUAGUUUGUCCAUAUGGUAAUGUCUGGAUUACUAAAAGAUUAAAGGAGUAUCCAGAAUUACACCACAUCUGUUUAAAUAGCUCAUCCAUGUGAACAAUGCAUUUUCAAUGUACCCAAAACAGGAGUUCCCAAAUUUCCACAAUGAAUCAGCCAUCCUAAUUCCAUCAAAACACUUCAGUGGAUAUUUUACCCCAAUAAGGAAUAUUAGCUUGGCUCCCAUUCAGGUGAAUUAGUGUGUGACAUUCAGCUUAGUCACACACUAAAUUCCAUCAUAUUUUGCAGCUGCUGCUUACCAGGACAAUCAACAAGCUCACAGUCCAUCACUGAAGCAUUCAUAUUUUUUAU
Cygnus olor (mute swan) is the source of this 1841-nucleotide messenger RNA. It is a transcript of the gene RGR, whose product is annotated as retinal G protein coupled receptor. Gene Ontology annotation, molecular function: G protein-coupled receptor activity. The record is from RefSeq and is a predicted model, not a curated record. Bases 249 to 1136 code for a protein of 295 amino acids. Gene Ontology annotation, cellular component: membrane. The transcript has 7 exons. NCBI's taxonomy places the organism in Eukaryota, Metazoa, Chordata, Aves, Anseriformes, Anatidae. Gene Ontology annotation, biological process: phototransduction; visual perception; G protein-coupled receptor signaling pathway.